Molecule: messenger RNA, 813 nt
Organism: Diaporthe batatas
Lineage: Eukaryota; Fungi; Ascomycota; Sordariomycetes; Diaporthales; Diaporthaceae
Exons: 2
Coding region: 1-813 (270 amino acids)
Molecular function (GO): metallopeptidase activity
Source: RefSeq, a predicted model, not a curated record
AUGGACCACUUGUCGAUAGACUACUGGGAUCGGGUGUCAACGGUCAAGCAACGCGACGCGGCAGCCCCAGACUACGACUUUUUCGGAAUUCCAUUUGGAACACCGGGGUUUGGCAUAGAGGAGCCGGUACAUACACACCCCAACACGGUGUUGGUAUUAAGUGCCGAGCGGCAGGCUCGCAUGAAUCUCACCAAUCGCGAAAUCCACCGCCUCAUGCCUCGCGAUCGUAAGAUCCGUUUCAGCGUGGAUGUGCGCAGCUUCUUGGACGCAGACAUACCGGAAGAGGACAUCUUGCUCCUCAUUUGUGAUGCGCGCAAGGUGGCCGAGGUGUUCACGGGGCAGCGGCUGGGCAUCACCUUUGUCUACACUUCUACUCCUGGUCAUGAGGUCUUCAGCAUCCGCUGUGGCCGCACCCUCGCCAAGGGCAUCCUUGCCCAGUUCUUCUUCCCUAGUGACCUGCCCAGGGACAGGCAGGUACUCGUUUCCUCUAGUCUGAUGUAUUCGGCGUACAGAUUUGGAAAUUUAUCCAAAAUUCGCCGUGUCCUCGCGCACGAGUUCACACACAUCUUGGGCUUCCGCCACUGGCACGCGGGGUCUGACGAUGGGGAGAAAGAGGCACCGUCAAAAUUGUGGCCUGGGACGACGGAUGACGAUCGGAACACCAUCAUGUGCACUCCUUAUCACAGCCUGCUGAAUUUCCAUGAGGAAGACUUCAGAGUCAUUCGGGAGGUGUAUUCGGUGAGGAAUGGACACAUGCUAGAUGAUUGCGUGGUCAUUGAUGUUGACCCGUAUGCUAGGCGAUUUAUUUCUUGA